UUAAGUUACACAAUCUGAAUUCACAUUUAAUGGUAUUAGAAUUUCAGUUUAAAAUGUUUUAUUAGAUUGACAUGAUGAAAUAAUUUGUGUAUAUUUCUGAGCUACUGGACACCUAAUUGUUUAUGUAAAUCGAUGACAGCAUUUAACAACACAAAGGCAAACAAACAGAGGUAUAUAUAUAUAUGUAUUUAUUUUCUUUUUUUAAGCUUCAAAAGGUGGCAUUGUAAAAUAAAUUGUAAUAUGGGAAACGGUGCCCCCAAUUGUUGUCUGAACUUCGGUUCUUUCCUCCAGCUGGAGUUUGAUUUACAGUGAUUUCACAAAAUAAGAGCAGGAAGAAGGCCACCCUCGCCAGGGGAUUAGCUGGAACAGGAUUGCUGGAACCUAAUUGGCAGGAAAAUAGCAGACCGUUUCAAAGAUUACAAUUUCACAUUCCACUGGCACUGAGAACGAGGAGCUUACACAUGAGCUUACACAACAUGUGUACAUGUUUUUUGGGGGAGGGAAAUUCUUACCAGUUUUUACCUAACUUUAAAACUAAGUCAGCCUCUGCUGUGGCAUCAAUGACAACAUACUAGUCAGGUAGGAUGUACUCGUUUAAAGACUCAUCUAACAUUCUGGGCAGUGCUGGGACUAGUCAUGGUCUCUCUGUCUCUUUCUCUGUCUCUCUUCCUGUCUCUCUGUCUCUCUCUCUGUCUGUCUCUCUCUGGCAUAAAGCUAUGUAGGACGAGCUGUGAGAGUAUCUACCUGCCCUUGCCUCAAAAGUAAAAGCCAUCCAAACUAAGGAAACACUCCAGACAUCGAUGUAUUCUGCUGUUCCGACUAAACAUUCAAGAAUCAUCCAUGGGUGACAGUUUGUGGAAGUUACACAUGGAUGACAGCACUGUGUGAAGGACCACUACUAACAGCUGAAUAACAGGCGUCCCAGGCAGUAAGGUAGACUAGUAGAUGGCCUCGUGGUUUAACUGGAGUGAGCCCCACUACCGGACCCCCCGGAGGGACCCGGCUGACGUGGUGACCGACACAUUGAUGCUGGAGCUGAGCUGGCAGCUGAAGGAGGCCGGGAGGCAGCAGCGGGAGAGGGAGAACGAGUACCGGCGGAUGCAGACAGGAGUGGACUACAGCUGGCUGGUCAACACCCCCCGCGGCACCUUCGACAUCUCUGCAGGAGAGAGGUUGGGCCUGGAGGACCUCUGCUCCAAAAUACACCCUCCCUACUGCGGAGCCAUCAUACUGAGGUUCCGCCAGGCUGUGGUAGAGAAUGAGCCGGAGGUACAGGAGAUGGCAGGCCUGCUUCGCUCCGUCCUCCUGGAGGCCCUGGAGCGCAUGCGGGAGGAGGAGGAGGGUCAGCGCCUGGCCCGCCAGUGGAGCAGCAGACGGGCUAUGAGCAGCAUGUCCCUCAUGAGCUUCAAGUCCCGCGUCAGGAUCAACCCCUUCGGCAGCACCAUGGGCCUGACCUCCUCCGCUGCCAACCAGGGGACUGGUUUCGGUGACCUGAAGACAGUGUCGGAGGACGUAGAGAAGGGCCAGGAGGGACCAGAAAAGGCCCAGAGAGUAUGGAGCAUGCCUGAUUUUAGACACAAAGGCCUCAGUGGUAAAGUGGUCUGAUGGAUGGCGACUCCCCCAGGACAGUGUGUUGGUCCAGUUCAGAAAGGUGUCGUGCAGUAGGCAACUAUCUGGUCAGGGAUGCAGGACACAUCUCUAGAAUCUGACCAGACUGAUCAGCAGAAUGCUGCCUCUCAGCCUCUAUCAUGAAGCAUGGUCAAAUAACACUUGAUCCAAUAUUGGUCAUUUUUCAUCAAUACUUUUACUUUUUUUGCUAUGCUUUGUAUUGCACUUAUUUAUUGGUACCUUUGCAAUGCUAUUUUUGAGGGCAUCAGAUUAUUUUUACAAAGCCAUUUUCUUUAUUACAUAACAGUCAUGUUCUAAUCAGUUCCAGGAGGGAUACCCAACAAUACACACUACUAUAAUUAUGACACUCCCCUUGGGCAGUAAACAGGCUUUAUUGUCAUCCUUCUGGCAAGUCAGUACUGGUAAUGUGUUAUAUUUCAUGGUAUUCUAUAAAAUGGUUCACGUUAAUGUAAUCCUGUUUACUUGUGGAACAGGAGGUUCUCUUUUAAGUUACAGUCAGAGUACUUCAUUCAGGGAUCACUGACUCAUCUUUUUUUUUUCAAUGACAGCAAUAAAGAACUCUCAAAG
Messenger RNA from Hypomesus transpacificus, 2196 nucleotides. It is a transcript of the gene rd3, whose product is annotated as retinal degeneration 3, GUCY2D regulator. The transcript is spliced from 3 exons. The record is from RefSeq and is a predicted model, not a curated record. NCBI's taxonomy places the organism in Eukaryota, Metazoa, Chordata, Actinopteri, Osmeriformes, Osmeridae. The coding region runs from base 946 to 1605 and encodes 219 amino acids.